This is a messenger RNA of Cylindrotheca closterium, 936 nucleotides long. Lineage: Eukaryota; Bacillariophyta; Bacillariophyceae; Bacillariales; Bacillariaceae. The record is from the annotation of a GenBank genome assembly.
AUGGGGAAGGCAAGCAAGAAACGUAGGAUAGCAGCCCCAGAGGCGCCAGACAUAGAAAGAAAAAGGGCCAGACGACCUGUCAUUGAAGAGACGGCAAGAAUGCUCAUCGACUUUCAAGCCAACAAGUCAUCACAAAAGCUUUCCCAUGAGGAAACUUAUGGUGGCUUUGGAGCUGUAUUGAAGGAAAAGCAGCGUAUAUACCCAUGGUUGACAAUGUCGAUGGUGACAGGCAAGAAGACAAGAAUCCUUAAACAAGAAGAAAAGAAGGCUGCGGCAACGAUGCAGCAACAAGAGCAGCAUGCCAAGGAAGGGGGUAGCAAGAAGGGGUCAACCGAGGAGGAAGCGAAUAAGGAUGUGGCUCAGAAGAAAGCUGAGGCAAAGGUCAUGCUCACAGAGCGCUAUGCCAAAGCUAAGGCUGCCAGUGCAAAACGUCUACCUAAAGGCACUUAUCAAAAGCUACACGAUGGUCUAUUGGAAGAGCUAGGUCUUCGUGGCAUCGGUUUCUCGAUUCCAAAGACCACCAUCGAGGAUCGAGUGCGGAACAAAACAACUGCAACGAACCCAGGGCCUGUUUCGCCAGCAGCUGCAAUUGAACCGUACAUCCUAACCAUUUUACACUAUAGCAAAGAGGCUGGAAAAUCAUUGACAGAACAAGAAAUCAUUGCUUUUGCCAAUUCCUCCAUUGAAGGAUCAAAAGUUGAAGACUCGCUGAAAGCCUUUCACGCUAGGAAUGGAGUUCAGCCAAGACAGUUGCUGGGCAAAAGAUGGUACAAUGGUUUCAUGAAAAGAAACAAAGAAAUCUUGAACUCUGGCAAAAUUAGCAGUUCGAUAACAGGACCAAUUAUUGCUUACAUCAUGGCAAACGCAGCGACGAUCGAGGCGGGUGCAGCGAAUGCAAGAUCAGUAGUGACGAAUUCUGAAGUUGAGGAAAAAUAA